Messenger RNA from Lotus japonicus, 1823 nucleotides. RefSeq names its product RHOMBOID-like protein 1. The record is from RefSeq and is a predicted model, not a curated record. NCBI's taxonomy places the organism in Eukaryota, Viridiplantae, Streptophyta, Magnoliopsida, Fabales, Fabaceae. Gene Ontology annotation, molecular function: serine-type endopeptidase activity. The transcript has 6 exons. Gene Ontology annotation, biological process: proteolysis. Gene Ontology annotation, cellular component: membrane. Bases 338 to 1486 code for a protein of 382 amino acids.
CCUAUUCAAUAAAAAAAUGAAUCUGUAAAUUUGAAUCUCAAGUCAGAAAAAACAAAACAUUAGAAGAUUUGAGGAAGAAAUAAACCAAAGUAGCAGUUACAGACAGAUUGGUAGCAAGCAAGUACCAAACAAAAACAACAACCAAAUUCUUAACUUGGCUUAGCCUUGUUGGAUUCUGGUAAACUCUGAAACCCUCACCCCAAAAACCUACACAUCAUUUCAAACCAAACCCAACCAAACCAAACCAAAUUGUUCUUAUUUUCAUCAAUAAUUAUAGUAAUUGCAAUAAUGUGUUAGAAACUUGAAAUCUUUGGCUGAAAGGGAACCAGGGAGGAUCAUGGGGAGGAGGGACCCAUCUGGUGCUACCAGUCUUGAGGUCAAGGUUCAUCCACGCCAUGGGGACACCGCCGCCGCUCACCCCGGACGGGGCCCUCCGCCGCCCGUUCCCGAUCGCGACUUCAGCCUCUUCAAGCGGUGGUUCCCGUGGCUUGUUCCGACCUUUGUGGUGGCCAACAUUGCCGUGUUUCUUGUCACCAUGUAUGUGAAUGAUUGCCCUAAGCAUUCCCUGCGUGAUUCCUGCGUUGCUUCGUUUCUGGGUAGAUUCUCCUUUCAGCCCCUCAAGGAGAAUCCCCUCUUUGGUCCUUCUUCCUCCACAUUAGAGAAGAUGGGUGCUAUGGAAGUUGAUAAAGUGGUUCAUAGACACCAGGUUUGGCGUCUCUUCUCUUGCAUGUGGUUGCACGGUGGGGUCGUCCAUGUGCUUGCCAACAUGUUGAGUCUUGUUUUUAUCGGAAUUCGGCUUGAGCAAGAAUUUGGAUUUGUUCGAAUUGGAUUUGUGUAUGUGAUAUCUGGUUUUGGAGGGAGUUUGUUGUCUGCUCUAUUCAUACAAUCAGGCAUCUCGGUUGGUGCUUCCGGUGCGUUAUUUGGCUUACUAGGAGGGAUGCUGUCAGAGCUAUUAAUAAAUUGGACAAUAUAUGCCAAUAAGUUCGCAGCGUUGUUGACUCUUACGGUCAUUAUUGUAAUCAAUUUAGCUGUUGGGAUCCUUCCACAUGUGGACAAUUUUGCACACAUUGGAGGAUUUGUCUCCGGCUUUCUUCUUGGGUUUGUCUUUCUGAUUCGUCCACAGUUUAAAUGGAUUAGCCAAAGAAAUCAUAGUGCUGGGUAUGCUGCACCUUCUGUGAAACAUAAGCACAAACCUUAUCAGUAUGCACUGUGGAUCAUCUCUUUCACAUUACUGACUGCUGGAUUGAUUACUGGGCUGGUUUUGCUCCUUCGAGGUGUUGACAUGAAUGAUCGUUGCUCCUGGUGUCAUUAUUUAAGUUGUGUCCCUACCUCAAAAUGGAGCUGCCAAAAUCAAAAUAUUUACUGUGAGACAACACAAAUAGGAAACCAACUCAACAUAACAUGCUUGAGCAAUGGGAAAAGUGACAUGUUUCCUCUGCCUAGCUCUUCUGAGGCUCAACAACUAUGUUCUCAACUUUGCAGUUGAUAGACACACAUGAACCACUUCGUGGUGCGAUGUCAGUCAACAACUUGUGCAUAUGAUUCAUUCUUGGUAGUGCAGAGAAAUUCUUUCUUCUGGAUUGGUGAUGGUUGAUAUGUCCGCCAUCGUGAGCAUAUUCUUGUCAGCGCUAUUUCCAUCUCUUAGUUAUGAAUUACUGUGUGCUAUUAUUCUUUUGUAGCAGGAGAGGGGAGGAGUGGAAGUUGUAUUUGGUUUAAAAAGAAAAUUAACUCUUAAAGAUUGUAAAUGCUGUCAAAUGGAUGGAUCCAAAAACAAAUUGCAUGCUUUAGAUUAUGAGCUUACAGGUAAAUUCUUUUUGUUUAAA